UGGCGAGCGAGAUCGGAUCGGAAGGUGACCAAGCCACAGGCACAAGCUCAUUGGCCGACGCAUGAGCCAGGCACCGCUUCCCCGCAUUCCCCGCCUUCCUUGUGCGCCGGUAGUGUAAGCUUCUUCGGUCCGAGCAGAUCUUCCACCCUACUCUACUCCUCCAUACUACCACCCGCAGUAGACACACAGCGACCACGACCAUGUCUGAAGAGAUCCCUGCAAAUCGUCCACGGCCUCCUCGCAAUCUGCGGCAUCCUACCGUGCUCAGCUAGCGCCCCUCAUCAACUCACUCCCUCCGCACUGGGAGAUGCACUUCCUCGAGGCAGGGUUCGCAGUGGAUCCUGAAGCUGCCAACGAGGCUUCGGGGAGCAGUGGCAGUAGCAGUGGAAGCCCCAAGAUCAGCAGAGGAGAGAAGAUCCGCCAAGCUCUGCUAGAUUGCUCCUUACUGGAUGCGCUAGGAGGAGAGGUGGAGAGCGAGAAGACCAGGAAGGCCAUGCUCGAUAAGGCGCAAACGUCGCCUACCCCGUCUUCUUCACAAGCAGUCUCAUCGCCUGCAGAGCAGCGACUAGCCUCCUUGCGCAAAUCGCUCGCCGAGUCGGACGACGAGGCUCGCAGCGAGACCUUCAGGAUAUACACUCGUUCUGGGCUGGACGAUGCCGAGUCAUUGCUCAUGGCCGAGGGCAUGCUCGCGCCUGAUCGGGACUGGUUCAUCCCCAAUCGGCGGAGCGAUGCAGAAGGACCAGCAGUCAUAGGUUUACAAUCCUCCUUAGCGCGAGUGGGCGACUAUCUACGCGAGAAGGGUCCCUUCCACAUCGGCAUCGGAAGCGGUUCAGGCUACGAAGUGCUCCGCCUCGUAUCCGCUUUGCUGAAGUCUGCCGCCUCCUCCUCCGACGAUGACACGCAAGCCAUGCAGCCUGUGCUAUCCUACCCGCUUCUCUUUCCACUCCUCCCGCUGACCGCCCCUGCUCCACGUAUGGGCGGGUGGGAAGUCCUGCCGUCUCUUCCGCUCCCCAAUGGACGAAGGCGAGCUCUUUGCCAGAGUGGUAUGCACGUCCUUGUCAGAAUGGGAGAGGGGGUGCCUGUGCUGAAGGAGGAGUUCUGGCAAGGGGAGAGGAAGAAGUGGCAGGACACGGGCGCAGGGGAGAGCAAAGAAGAGCAGAAGGUGAAGACGUGGAGGAUUGGACUGUUGCCUCUGACAAGUACCUCCUCAAAGGGUCAAGAAGCUACGAGCUCGACUUCGUCAGACGAGCACCUCCUCCUUUCCCCCUCCUCCACUGCGACAGCGGCAGCAAAUAGCGCUACCCUCCUCACCUCCUCUACCACGGCGUACCUCGCUUCCACACUUCGCAAGCUCUGUUUCCACCUCGAGGUGGUCCCCGGGCUGGAGCCAGCGGAGGCUCGAGCGGUGGCAAGGGCACGCGCUCGUGAGGAGGCGCAGGAGGAGGAGAAGCGUAGACAGCAGGGCGGAUCAGCAGAGGGAGAAGAUGGAGUGCAGAUCGAACGGGAUUCCAUUGGGCCCUUCUUGCGGGAGAGGGCGAGGCAGGAUGCGAUGGAGGAGAGGCAAGACGGAAAGAUCUGAGGUGUACCCUACCGCCACACUUGGACCCCUACAAGGUCAAUGCGCAUCACAUCGCCUAAUCAGUCUUUCUCAGGGCUUGUGCGCUCACUCAGACACACAGGCAUAAUACAAUAAGCAGCUAACACAACUACUCGUAUUCAAGCUAAGUAAGAGUAUGGUGACAAUA
Molecule: messenger RNA, 1745 nt
Organism: Microstroma glucosiphilum
Lineage: Eukaryota; Fungi; Basidiomycota; Exobasidiomycetes; Microstromatales; Microstromataceae
Exons: 2
Coding region: 308-1579 (423 amino acids)
Source: RefSeq, a predicted model, not a curated record